AGUGGCCCCUGCGAGCACUGGGCCGGCGGCCCCUUUGUGUCCUCCGGAGGCCCAGUCGCUUCUUUCCGGGCCCGCGGGGGUGGGUUCCCAUCAGACUCUCAGGGCAGGAGGUGGGCCGGAAUUGAGAUAGCCAGAGCCUUCGGGGCGGGGACGGGAUCUUCCCGCAGUUCACUUUUGCAGGUCUCCAGUAUGCUUUCUAUUGGAAGGAAGGGUGCAGCAGAAGGAAAGAGAAGCUGAAAAAUUCUAGGCUGGCGAUUCUGGAUGCUGCAAGGAAACCCUAGUUUUUCGUGUUCUCUUCCCCAUCUCAGUCAUCUGAGGACACUGCCAUUUCCCAAGAGAAGAGCCAAGAAGAGGAAAGAAUGGCUGUUGGACUUCUUAAAGCCAUGUACCAGGAGUUGGUAACCUUCAGAGAUGUGGCUGUAGAUUUCUCCCAAGAGGAGUGGGACUGUCUAAAUUCUUCCCAGAGGCAUCUGUACAGUAAUGUGAUGUUGGAGAACUAUAGGAUCUUGGUGUCCCUGGGACUUUGCUUUUCUAAGCCCAGUGUGAUAUUAUUGUUGGAACAAGGGAAAGAGCCCUGGAUGGUGAAGAGAGAGCUGGCAAAAGGCCUGUGCUCAGGCUGGGAAUCUAUGUGUGAGACUGAAGAAUUAACUUCAAAGCAGGACAUUUAUGAAGCACAAUCAUCACAAAAGAUAACAGAAAAACUCACAAGCUAUGGCCUUGAGUAUUCCAGUUUGAGAGAAGAAUGGAAAUGCGAGGGCCAUUUUGAGAGACAGCCAGUAAAUCAGAAAGCAUGUUUCAAGGAAGAGACAAUCACUCAUGAAGAAGCCCUCGUUAAUAAAAGAGCACAAGAAUAUAACAAAUCUUGGGGAAGUUUCCAUCCAAACACACUGCUUCAUACACAACAGAUAAUCACCAAAGAGGAGAAAGUACAUAAGCAUGAUACACAUAAGAAAAGCUUUAAAAAAAAUUUAAUGGCCAUUAAGCCCAAGAGUAUCUAUACAGAGAAGAGACUCUUGAAAUGUAAUGACUGUGAAAAAGUCUUUAGCCAGAGCUCAUCUCUUACACUUCAUCAAAGAAUUCAUACUGGAGAGAAACCAUAUAAAUGUGUAGAAUGUGGAAAAGCCUUCAGCCAGAGAUCAAAUCUUGUUCAACAUCAGAGGAUUCAUACUGGAGAGAAACCCUAUGAAUGUAAGGAAUGUAGGAAAGCCUUCAGUCAGAAUGCACACCUUGUUCAACAUCUGAGAGUUCAUACUGGAGAAAAACCUUAUGAAUGCAAGGUGUGUAGGAAAGCCUUUAGCCAGUUUGCUUACCUUGCUCAACAUCAGAGAGUUCAUACUGGAGAGAAACCUUAUGAAUGUAUUGAAUGUGGGAAAGCAUUUAGCAAUAGAUCAUCCAUUGCUCAACACCAGAGAGUUCAUACUGGUGAGAAACCAUACGAAUGUAAUGUCUGUGGGAAAGCAUUUAGCCUUCGUGCAUACCUUACUGUACACCAGAGAAUACAUACUGGAGAGAGACCCUAUGAAUGUAAGGAAUGUGGGAAGGCUUUCAGCCAGAAUUCACAUCUUGCUCAACAUCAGAGAAUUCAUACUGGAGAAAAACCUUAUAAAUGUCAAGAAUGUAGGAAAGCAUUCAGCCAGAUUGCCUACCUUGCCCAACAUCAAAGAGUUCAUACUGGAGAAAAACCCUAUGAAUGUAUUAAAUGUGGGAAGGCUUUUAGCAAUGACUCAUCCCUUACUCAACAUCAGAGAGUUCAUACUGGAGAGAAGCCUUAUGAAUGUAACGUUUGUGGAAAGGCUUUUAGUUACUGUGGAUCCCUUGCCCAACAUCAGAGAAUUCAUACUGGAGAGAGACCUUAUGAAUGUAAGGAAUGCAAGAAAACUUUCAGGCAGCAUGCACACCUUGCUCAUCAUCAGAGAAUCCAUCUUGGGGAGUCCCUCUCACCACCCAAUCCAGUCAAUCACCAAGUCCUCUAGACACUAUCUCAUAAAUAUUUCCAGAAUUUAUACUCUUUUCUCUUAUCUCAAAUGUUGUUGCCCUAGUCUAAGAUUCAUCUCACCUGCAUCACCAUGCUGUAGCUUUCUAACAGG
This is a messenger RNA of Leptonychotes weddellii (Weddell seal), 2087 nucleotides long. The record is from RefSeq and is a predicted model, not a curated record. NCBI's taxonomy places the organism in Eukaryota, Metazoa, Chordata, Mammalia, Carnivora, Phocidae.